Messenger RNA from Vitis riparia (riverbank grape), 653 nucleotides. Its product is annotated as AIG2-like protein D. The record is from RefSeq and is a predicted model, not a curated record. The coding region runs from base 23 to 547 and encodes 174 amino acids. The transcript has 5 exons. NCBI's taxonomy places the organism in Eukaryota, Viridiplantae, Streptophyta, Magnoliopsida, Vitales, Vitaceae.
AUCAGGAGAUUACAUUCAGGAAAUGGCUAUGGCUUCUUCAGCUCCUCAGAAUCUUCACGCCGUCUUCGUCUACGGAAGCCUUUUGGCCGACGAGGUCGUCGCUGUUCUCCUGAACCGCGUUCCUCAGUCCUCCGCAGCCGUCCUCCACAACUUCCAUAGGUUUAGCAUCAAAGGACGUGUUUAUCCCGCAAUUCUACCAGUAGAGAACAAGAAAGUUACAGGAAGGGUCCUUUUGGGUGUCACAGAUCCUGAAUUGAAUAUUUUAGAUACAUUUGAGGAUGUUGAAUAUGACCGGCACACUGUGGAGGUUUCUUUGAUGGAUGGUCCUGAGAAGUUACAGGCCAAAGCUUAUGUUUGGGGAAAUAGUAAUGAUACGAACCUGUAUGGAGAUUGGGAUUUUGAGCAAUGGAAAAGUGUACACAUGGAGGACUUUGUGAAGAUGACCAUGAGUUUUGUGGAAGAACUAGAGCUGCCUGAAUCACUGCCAAGAGUUGCCACUUAUGAAACCUUCUUUCAGCAGGGCAGUGACAACCCCCCCAUGUCUUAACAUCAUUGUUUAUUUCCCAGUUAAAAAAUGUUUCUAAACCAUGUCUUGGUAUAUUGCCAUCCAUUUUCAACAUUGCACUUUGAAAUGCCAGGGUAUUUUUCUUAAA